Acipenser ruthenus (sterlet) is the source of this 1542-nucleotide messenger RNA. Its product is annotated as palmitoyltransferase ZDHHC19-like. Gene Ontology annotation, molecular function: protein-cysteine S-palmitoyltransferase activity. Gene Ontology annotation, cellular component: Golgi apparatus; endoplasmic reticulum. The record is from RefSeq and is a predicted model, not a curated record. The coding region runs from base 115 to 1272 and encodes 385 amino acids. Gene Ontology annotation, biological process: peptidyl-L-cysteine S-palmitoylation; protein targeting to membrane. The transcript is spliced from 9 exons. Lineage: Eukaryota; Metazoa; Chordata; Actinopteri; Acipenseriformes; Acipenseridae.
UAAAUACAACGGCGAAGCCUGCUACCCAACAUCAACAGCUCAUUCCUGUCCUGGAGGGCUACUCCGCUGCAGGUUUAGGUUUACAGAAAUAACGAACUACCUAGACCCGUGGGGAUGCUUUUAAUUGACCAACUCAGCAAAACAAAAGACAUGACUACCAAUGAGAAAAAAAGACCGCACUGGUUCAUUCGGAGUUUGGGUCCAACCUUCACCUCCUGUAUGCUGAUGGGACUGAGUGCCUUGUACUUCACCUUCCCGUGUGUCUGGUUGACAAUGAACGUCUCUGUGGCUUUUCCAAUAUGCUCCGGAGUCCUAUUUGUUGCCUCUUUCAUUAAUUUCCUCGUGACGAGCUUCAUGGACCCUGGGAUUCUCCAUCAAGGCACUCCAGUUCCAGGUCCGCUGGAGGUGAAUGAGCUGAUAGUGAACGGACUGGAGUGUGACGUGAGGUGGUGUGUGAAGUGUGAGUUCUACAGGCCCCCUCGGAGCAGGCACUGUCGCCGUUGUGACAUCUGUGUGGAGGAAUUUGAUCACCACUGUGCUUGGAUGAACAACUGUGUGGGUCGGCGAAACUAUCGCUUUUUCUUCUUUUUUGUGGUGUUUCUCAUCCUCUACAAGCUAGUGGUGCUGGGAUCCUCUACCACCUACCUGGUGCUGACCUGGUCCCAGCCCUUCACCCUCCAGAAGACUUGCACUAUCAUCCUGAUUGUACCCACCCUGCUUUUCCUGAUUCAGGUUCUGCCUUUGCUUGGGUUUCACAUCAAGUUUAUCACAGAGGCUGCGCACACCUACGAUGGGGACUUUUUUGAUGAUGAGGAAGGGAACCCAUUUGAUGAGGGCUGCAAGAGGAAUUGGCUUUUCACGUUCUGUACCCCAGUGGGACCAAGAUACAUGAAGUCCUCAAAGACUGAGAAAAUGAAAAGAAGAGCAAAAGAAGUAUUUGAGCCUGUUCCUUUGGAGGAGGCGAGAACUCCCAAUUAUGCCUCACGUCAUGCCAAUAUCAACAACAAGGAGGUGCUGGGGAGGUUACUGGAUGCCAAGAACAACCAGCCACGCUCCAUCUUCCAGAGACUGUGCUGCUCCAGGAAGUCAGGCUCAAACAGUUGUGAAGUAGAGAAAGAGCCCGAGAGCAAGGACCCACAAAGAGUCGAGAUUCCUGAUAUUUUUGCAGCAGGAGACUCUGAGUUGAGCGCAGAGGGUUUGCAGGGAUACGAUGCAAACAGCCAGCAACCUGUUAGUUCCUCCAGCAUUACCUUAUAUGAAACAAGUGUUUAAACAUCGAGAUUCAAUGAGAGACCUCUGCAACGAGCUGGCGGUUACUGAAAAGAUUCCGUUUCUUUUCCGUUUACAAUGGAGAUAUGUGCCACACUGACCUCUCCAGCAGUCUCAGGUUAAUAUUAAUAAAUGAUACAUUAUUACCUGGUUCACCUUUUGUGACUUAAUUUUAAAAAAUCUUUGUAAAUGUAUUUUUGUUUUUUCAAAUUUUCAUUUUUUUGUGGAGAAAAUGUUUGCUACCUUUAUAUAAUAUAUAUUGCCAUAAUGGAA